Messenger RNA from Arctia plantaginis, 2043 nucleotides. The record is from the annotation of a GenBank genome assembly. NCBI's taxonomy places the organism in Eukaryota, Metazoa, Arthropoda, Insecta, Lepidoptera, Erebidae.
AUGGAUAGCCGUUUAUAUGAGAUUAAAUUGCCCAACCAUAAAAUAUUUCAGGACUUAGAGGGGAACUUGAGUGAUAAUUCAAGUGGUAAAUUGCGUAAUUUGAUCGAAUUGAAAGACGAAGUUUUCUAUGUUUGGAGUCCUAAAGAAAACUGUUUAUUGUGUUUAAACUUGAAGCGGUUGGAAGAAGUUGGAGAUGAAACCCCGUAUCAGAAACUCAAGUUCAACUGUCCGCCCUUGUUUACGGUGGAGCGUAUCAUGAGCAGCUCCUGCGGCAGCAGGAUCUGUGUGUGGGGUUCCAGAGGUGUGACCAUCGCUGAACUGCCAUCCCGAUGGGGACGGGCAGGGUUCUUUGAUUCCGGCAACAAAAAUGCAUUAUGCAAGAGUUACUCCCUUGAUGAAAGAUUCCAUUACUCCCCGGGAGAGGUUCGGCGAGUCCAUUGGCAUCCCACUUCUCUAUCACAUCUUCUUGUGCUUGGGUCCGAUAACACUAUCAGGCUCUACAACAUAGCUCUUAAAAGCGGUCCAAAACUGGUGAAAAUUCUACCCAUUGGUCCAAAGCCAUCUAGUCAGCUGGCAGGCAGGACUAUCCUCGACAGCCUCGGAGAUACUGCCGUGGACUUCACCCCCACUCCUGACUCAGACACUCUGCUUAUUUUAAGAGGGAACGGCGAUGUUUACAUGAUGCAAUGCGAGUUGGAUAGCAAGCAUCCAAUCAAAGCGAAGCUGACCGGUCCACUAGCGAUGUACCCGCCCGCCGAUGAUAACUACGGUUCUGAGUCUUGCUCGAUCACGGCUCUCGGAGGCGGAGACACACCGCCUCUGGUGGUAGUUGCCACUUGCUCGGCUCAACUCUACCACUGUAUGCUACUCCCUAAUCCAACUGAUAAAGAUGACUGUGACAGCCAUGCACUGUAUGUAAUUGAGGCAGUGGAAUUGAACAUAGUAUUGAACAUGGAAAGCGAAUUGCAGUAUUCAUACCCCGUGCUACUGUUUCCUUGUACGCACAAUACGUAUGCGUGCAUGCAUGCUGGUGGCGUGCACGCUAUCACGCUGCCCAUGCUGGAACAUCUCGUGGAUUUCGUCAUGGCUGAUGAAGCGGACACGGAGUCGGCGCUGUCGUCGAUGUGCGGCGCCCGCAGCGCGGCGCGCCACCUGGUGUGCACGGCGGCGGCGCCCCCCUCGCCCGCCGCGCGCCCCGCGCCCCCCGCGCCCCCCGCCGGCCUCGCGCUCAGCGCGCCGCCCCUGCCGCGCCUGCUCGUGCUGUGCUCGGACGCCACGCUGCUCGCCAGAAUAUUGGAACCCUUUGGUUUAGAAGAGCAAUUGUAUAAAGAACUACAACUGAAGAACCCAGCGUUAGAACAGGACGACAUCAAUAUUAUCAUGAAAGAGAGACAGAAGGUUUUGUUCUCAUCCAUCAUGAAGGAGAUUCUAACGAGGGAUGUGUCUCAGCCAAUACUAAACAUUUCUAAGAAAGAAGAACCCAGCCCCAAGGAGUGCCUAGAAUUUUUAUCUCAAGCGACAUUGAAACUCCGCGGCGAGUACAUGUCGCGUCAGCAACGUGCCACCGACGCGAUCACAAACAAACUGACUGCGUUGCGGUCGCUUUGCUCACAUCACGGCGAGUGGUUGCAAGACUUACAGAAAGAAAUGGAUGAAGUGCAACUCCAGUCAGCAGUUUUGAAAGAGAAGUGUCUACUGGCUGAGAAACACCAAGAUGACCUCAAAUACAGAUGUUCGGCGGUGAUCCGCGGUCUGCGCGCGCCCAGCGCCAGCAGCGCCGUCGAGCGACAGCUGCUGGGAGAGCUGCUGCUCUACAAGCGGAGCGGGGAACAGCUCGGGGAACAGAUCCUCAUGCUCAAGGAGUACGCCAGGAACAAAACUGAACAGUUGGAGAAAUGGCACGAAGAAUACAAAAAGAAGGACAUAGCUCUGGGCAAGUCCCACAGCGACACCAUCUCCUCUAUACUGCAACAACAAACCAGCCAAAUAUCUACGCUCAUAGAAGAGACGAAAUUACUCAAAGACCAACUCAGUAUUGUUUAA